AUGGCGGUGAUACCGACCGUAUUUUUACACGCAGAACUCUUACCGAAUAUCCGCCAACUAACCCUCCACGUGUCUCUGCCGAAUUCUGCCUCCGAAAUUGACAUCCGAGAAUCUACCAUAACACUCUCCGAGUCCUGCCGUGCAGUCACUGUUUUCACGCUUCAUCAAGAUGUGGAAUUAGUGGAAACACUCAAGCUACCCGUUAUAGUUACCGAGACAUCAAGACGGAAUCUAAGUUUCGCAGGACAUCGCGUCGAUAUAGGCGGGAUCGAGUCCAAAGCGCAAACGGCCGAAUAUUCGUUUAGAUUACAGGUUGAUCCCAAUGAUGCUGGACCGACAAUAUCAAAUCAAGGCCUUCAGGAAGAUGACUAUGUCCCCUGGACCGCGAGUGAUCUGUCGUCCUGCACCGCAUUACACUGUAGGUUCUGCGAGCAGAUGAUCGUUGACACAGCUUCAAAGGCCAACGCAAAUUCCUGGCAGUGGAAAGACCUGCCCAGCGGCAACUGGGCUGAGAUGAUGGAUUUCUGGCACUGUCAUAAACCUGAUGUGCAUCCCGAUGACAAAGAGGAUCAGAAAAAUGUCGAAUCACAGAACGCCUCGGUCAAAGGAUAUGGAGCUUCUAAUCGAGUAGUUGCAACGCUGCGGACAGGCCUGGUUGAUGUUGCUUCUUUCCUGGUGGCUGAAAGUGAUUGCCAAAAUACCAAGUUGCUUGAGCAAAGACCACAGUCAACCUCUGUGAAAUCCACGUUACGCGACGGAAAGAACGCAAGGAAUAUAGGAUGCUCCGGCUGCAGUGCAAUCAUAGGAACAGAGGAUUCCGUCGCUGAAGGCUUGAGACUAUACAAAAAUAAUAUUUCCGUGAAACAUACGGGUGCAACAGAACGAGUUUACGAAACGCAUUCGAUUGAUAUCAUCACAAGCUCUCAACUCUUGGACUUGAUUGACCAUGAAGGUGUCCGACGAUUCGUCAUCCACGCUGGUCGGUCUGACGGGAUCCUGUUGUGGGCCUUCAACCCCGAUCUCCGAUACUCAAGCUCAAGCGCAGAUCACAGCAUUGUAUCGCGACGUGCUAUGAAAGUUCUCUAUCAGAAUGUGACAAACGUCGAAGGGAUUCUAGAACCAGAAAAUGGCGCCCCAACCCCUCUCUCGCUCGAAGAGUUAUUCCUGCCUGAGAACAUCUAUGACGAGUUGGUUCUGUCACUGCAACGCAGCAAUCUUCUGAUGCCGAUAUCUGCAAGGAUCUUUCGUGAGUGGAAUGUUGCACUACUGGAUCGGCUUGAGAAACGUCCAUGA
Messenger RNA from Talaromyces amestolkiae, 1293 nucleotides. RefSeq lists its product as uncharacterized. The coding region runs from base 1 to 1293 and encodes 430 amino acids. Gene Ontology annotation, biological process: proteasome-mediated ubiquitin-dependent protein catabolic process; protein polyubiquitination; protein monoubiquitination. Gene Ontology annotation, cellular component: ubiquitin ligase complex; nucleus; cytosol. Lineage: Eukaryota; Fungi; Ascomycota; Eurotiomycetes; Eurotiales; Trichocomaceae. Gene Ontology annotation, molecular function: ubiquitin conjugating enzyme binding; cyclin binding; ubiquitin protein ligase activity. The record is from RefSeq and is a predicted model, not a curated record. The transcript is spliced from 3 exons.